Molecule: messenger RNA, 1676 nt
Organism: Cuscuta campestris
Lineage: Eukaryota; Viridiplantae; Streptophyta; Magnoliopsida; Solanales; Convolvulaceae
Source: the annotation of a GenBank genome assembly
AUCUCUGAUCUGGUUUCUUGAAUGAAUGAUAAUACAGCGGCGGUUCGGAUCCGCAGCUCCGGUUGAGCAACCACCAUGAACCCUCUUCCGAAGAAGCUGAAACAGCCAUCUUCAUCUUCCUUCUUUCUUUCCCCCUCUUACCUAUUUCUCUAUAUCCUCUGCUUUGCCGCUCUCUUCUUCAGCUUCUCUCUGUUCAAGACCUCUCCUUCCCCGCCUCAGAACAACCCUAGUACCGGCCGGGAAGCGCCGGCGGCGUUCUCGCCGACGUGCAACGUUUCAGAUGGCCGGUGGAUCUUCGAUUCGACGGCCAAGUCUCCUCGCUAUGAUCAUACCUGCAAGGAGAUAUUCAAGGGGUGGAAUUGCAUCGGGAGGAACAAAAGCAAUGCGCUCGAUAUCUUCAAGUGGCGGUGGAAACCCUACGGGUGCGAUCUCCCUCAGUUCGAUCCUCUCCAAUUCCUCCACCGGUUCAGAAACACCAAAAUUGGGUUUAUCGGUGACUCUUUGAAUAGGAACAUGUUUGUCUCAUUGUACUGCACCUUGAAAGGAGUAUCUGGUGAAGUGAAGAAAUGGCAUCCUGCUGGUGCUGAUCGUGGUUUUACCUUCCUGGAAUAUAACCUUACCAUUGCAUAUCAUCGGACAAAUCUUUUGGCUCGUUAUGGUAGGUGGACAGCCAAUGCCAAUGGUGGUAUACUAGAAUCACUGGGAUAUAAGGAGGGAUACAGAGUUGAUGUUGAUAUACCAGAAGGAACGUGGGCAGAUGCUCCACACUUCCAUGAUGUUCUAAUCUUUAACACGGGUCACUGGUGGUUUGCUCCAGCAAAGUUUGACCCGGUAAAAUCGCCCAUGCUUUUUUUCAAAAAUGGAAAACCUGUGACACCUCCUUUACUAGCGGAAAUAGGUCUCGAUUUGGCUCUUAAACAUGUGGUAUCAUACGUAGAGGACAGAAUUCGGGAAAAUGCCAUUAUACUAUUUCGAACACAGUCUCCCAGACAUUUCGACGGUGGUGAUUGGGAUCAAGGUGGCUCCUGUCUGCGAUCACACCCCUUGUCUCCUCAAGAGGUUGAAGAAUAUUUCUCUCUCAGAAAUAACGGAACUAACUGCGAAGCUCGUCUUGUCAAUGAACACCUUCGCAAGGCCUUGGAAGGCACUAAGUUUAGGACACUGGACAUCACUCGUAUGAGUGAAUUCAGAGCGGAUGCCCAUCCAUCGACCGCGGGUGGUAAAAAACAUGAGGAUUGCAUGCAUUGGUGCUUACCAGGUAUUACAGACACUUGGAAUGACCUGUUUGUAGCAUACAUUAACAACCUAAGGUAAAAAAAAAUAAAUAAAAAAAAAUAAAAAUAAAAAAAUGGAAGUAACAUUUCCUUCCCAUUAGAAUCUUUUAUAGAAUUGCCCACUUUCUAUAUGAUUCUGUAAAAUUUAUUUUGAGCAUGCUAAUGCUACUCUUUGCAAGCUUCUAAUGUUGCCUCUGUCACCCCUACUGAGUAGCAUUACUUAUUUUUUUGCCCAAGUUUGAAAUGGAUAAAGUAGUGUUUGAGAACUAUAAUUCAUUUGAAAUAUUAUAUUUUAAUUACAAUAUUUGAAAUCUCGUUAUUUCAAAUUCCUAAUGUUGCUUGGGAAGUUAUAGAAUUUCAAUUUUAAAAUUUGAACUAUGAAGUCGGCAAAGAUGGUAACGA